Pipistrellus kuhlii (Kuhl's pipistrelle) is the source of this 3443-nucleotide messenger RNA. RefSeq names its product tetratricopeptide repeat domain 7B (gene TTC7B). Gene Ontology annotation, molecular function: protein binding. Gene Ontology annotation, cellular component: plasma membrane. NCBI's taxonomy places the organism in Eukaryota, Metazoa, Chordata, Mammalia, Chiroptera, Vespertilionidae. The record is from RefSeq and is a predicted model, not a curated record. Gene Ontology annotation, biological process: phosphatidylinositol phosphate biosynthetic process; protein localization to plasma membrane. The transcript has 22 exons. Bases 107 to 2713 code for a protein of 868 amino acids.
CGAGCCCAGCCCGCGGCGGCGGCGGCGGGAGCGGCGAGGGGCGCGGGCGGCGGCGGCGGCGGCGGGGCCUGCGGGGCCUGCGCGGGCGGGCGGGCGGGCGCGCGCCAUGGCCUCCAAGAAGGCGGGCUCGCGGCUGGAGACGGAGAUCGAACGCUGCCGCUCCGAGUGCCAGUGGGAGCGGAUCCCCGAGCUCGUCAAGCAGCUGUCCGCCAAGCUCAUCGCCAACGAUGACAUGGCGGAGCUCCUCCUCGGGGAGUCGAAGCUGGAGCAGUACCUGAAGGAGCACUCGCUGCGGCAGGGGGCCAGCCCCCGCGGCCCCUGGCCCCAGCUCACCGAGGUCCGCAAGCACCUGACCGCCGCCCUGGACCGGGGGAACCUCAAGUCAGAGCUGCUGCAAGAAUCCAACCUGAUCAUGGCCAAGCUGAACUACGUGGAAGGAGAUUACAAGGAAGCGCUCAACAUCUACGCGCGGGUGGGCCUCGACGACCUGCCGCUGACGGCCGUCCCGCCCUACAGGCUGCGGGUGCUGGCGGAAGCCUACGCCACCAAAGGACUUUGUCUAGAGAAGUUGCCUGUUUCCUCUUCUACCAGUAACCUCCACGCGGACCGGGAGCAGGAGGUCAUCACCUGCUAUGAGAAAGCGGGGGACAUCGCGCUGCUGUACCUCCAAGAGAUAGAAAGGGUAAUCCUUACUAAUAUCCAAAACAGAAGCCCUAAGCCUGGCCCUGCUCCCCACGAUCAAGAACUAGGUUUUUUCCUAGAAACAGGACUUCAGAGAGCCCAUGUCCUCUAUUUCAAAAAUGGGAUAGAUGUGCAUGAAGACCAACAGAACUUGACCAGAGGAGUGGGGAGGUUCAGAGAGCUCCUCCGAGCGGUGGAGACGAGAACAACUCAGAACCUGCGAAUGACAAUAGCCAGGCAGCUGGCAGAGAUCUUGUUGCGGGGUAUGUGCGAGCAGAGCUACUGGAACCCUCUGGAGGACCCGCCCUGCCAGUCGCCUCUGGACGACCCUCUCCGGAAAGGAGCCAACACCAAAACCUACACCCUCAGUCGCAAAGCCCGCGUCUACUCAGGAGAGAACAUUUUUUGCCCUCAAGAAAAUACAGAAGAAGCCCUGUUGUUAUUGCUGAUUAGUGAAUCUAUGGCCAACCGGGACGCCGUGCUGAGCAGGAUCCCCGAGCACAGGAGCGACCGCCUCAUCAGCCUGCAGAGCGCCUCGGUGGUCUACGACCUGCUGACCAUCGCUCUGGGGAGAAGAGGCCAGUUUGAGAUGCUGUCGGAGUGCUUAGAGAGAGCCAUGAAGUUCGCCUUCGAGGAGUUCCACCUCUGGUACCAGUUCGCUCUGUCGCUCAUGGCGGCCGGAAAAUCCGCCCGGGCUGUGAAGGUGCUGAAGGAGUGCAUCCGGCUGAAGCCCGACGACGCCACCAUCCCGCUGCUGGCCGCCAAGCUGUGCAUGGGCUCCCUGCACUGGUUGGAAGAGGCUGAGAAGUUUGCCAAAAUCGUCGUUGAUGCGGGAGAGAAAACGUCCGAGUUCAAGGCCAAAGGCUACUUAGCUCUGGGGCUCACGUACAGCCUGCAGGCCACUGACGCUUCGCUGCGAGGCAUGCAGGAGGUCCUGCAGAGAAAGGCGCUGCUCGCGUUUCAGAGGGCCCACAGCCUGUCGCCUACAGAUCACCAAGCAGCUUUCUACCUCGCUCUGCAGCUCGCCAUCUCCAGACAGAUACCGGAGGCUCUGGGGUAUGUCCGCCAGGCUCUUCAGCUUCAAGGCGAUGAUGUCAACUCACUGCACCUGCUCGCCCUCCUGCUGUCGGCACAGAAGCAUUCCCACGACGCGCUGAGCAUCGUGGACAUGGCCCUGAGCGAGUACCCCGAGAACUUUCUACUGCUGUUCUCCAAAGUGAAGCUGGAGUCCCUGUGCCGGGGCCCGGACGAGGCGCUGCUCACCUGCAAGCACAUGCUACAGAUAUGGAAAUCCUGCUACAACCUGACCAACCCCAGUGAUUCGGGACGAGGGAGCAGCCUCUUGGACAGAACCAUUGCAGACAGGCGGCAGCUCAACACAAUCACCUUGCCAGACUUCAGCGACCCGGAGACAGGCAACUCUCCAGAAGUAUACUUUCAUGGUUUUCCCUCCCUUUUUUCAGUUAGCUCUAUCCACGCCACGUCCGUGGCUGCCUCCCGGGUGGAGCAGGCGCUGUCCGAGGUGGCCUCGUCUCUGCAGAGCAGCACCCCCAAGCAGGGCCCGCUGCACCCUUGGAUGACCCUGGCACAGAUCUGGCUCCACGCAGCCGAAGUCUACAUCGGCAUUGGGAAGCCUGCGGAAGCCACGGCCUGCACCCAGGAAGCUGCCAACCUCUUCCCCAUGUCCCACAAUGUGCUGUACAUGCGAGGCCAGGUGGCCGAGCUCCGCGGGAACAUCGACGAGGCCCGGCGGUGGUACGAGGAGGCCCUGUCCAUCAGCCCCACCCACGUGAAGAGCAUGCAGCGGCUGGCCCUGAUCCUUCACCAGCUGCGCCGCUACAGCCUGGCCGAGAAGAUUCUCCGUGACGCGGUGCAGGUGAACUCCACGGCCCACGAGGUCUGGAACGGGCUGGGCGAGGUCCUCCAGGCUCAGGGCAACGACACAGCCGCCACCGAGUGCUUCCUGAUGGCCCUGGAGCUGGAGGCCAGCAGCCCCGCCGUGCCCUUCACCAUCAUCCCCCGGGUGCUCUGACCGGCGCCGGCAGCCGCACCGCCGCUCGGGCACGGAGGCCCCGCCUGGGGUGGCCCGAGGGGACACGUCUGCCACCCGAGGCCCCGGGCGGACGUGCGACUGGCCAGGGCGAUCCGACCAGACCAACCCGCAUCGGCACUCCCCCGCGUGCACGCCUGCGGCCUCCGCAGCCCGGCGACAUCGCUCAACACGGGUUAUGUGCCAUAUCUUGUUAGUUGACAUCUGAGUUUUAAGUAACAUGGUUAUGGAAAUAAUCCACAAACGUGGAAGAACACGCUCAACGUUAACAUUCAGUGGCAGAACAGAGUAUUUUUGUCAGAGCUGUAAAGAAAGCUGUUCUCUCCUCCUCGCCACCCUGCCCCACCCCCGGCCCAGAAACCAAAUGUGAAUCUUCUUUUCCCACCUCAGUGCUAGGCCACGCCAGGACUCCGGCCAACCAUUUCUUGGUUUUGUUGUCGAUAAUUGUACCAUGUGAUGAAUUUCUGUCCUCGCUUAGAACAAAGCCCGAGUCCAAGAAUAUUUAUAUUUUGCCAAUAUAUGCCUGUUACCAGAGAAGGAAAUAUGAGUUAUUUAAGUUUAACUUUUUUAUGUGAAUUCAGAGUUUAUUUAUCAACGGAAAGAUGUACAAAGAAGCUUCAAAUGGAAAAUAUUUACCGACAUUCCUUAUACAUGACAGACACUUGGCUAAACGGGAAGAUGACGUUAAUAAUAAAAUGAUUUUAAAAAUGGA